Messenger RNA from Amoebophrya sp. A120, 1482 nucleotides. The record is from the annotation of a GenBank genome assembly. NCBI's taxonomy places the organism in Eukaryota, Dinophyceae, Syndiniales, Amoebophryaceae.
CUUGUCGCUUCGAUUUUCUCUUUCGCAGCGGAUGAAAUCACGUCGAGAUUUAUCAACGUCAUCCAAGCAAAAAGAAAAACAUAAGAAAGUACAUUCGUCCUGUAGUUGUAGAACUUAACAGUAAGCAUUCGCUUUGAUAAACCCGAACCUUGUUACUACAACGACGUAUCUUAUUUUGUCCUAUUUCGACGAUUUAUCAGCCAUUACUGACAAAAAUGUCCGGCUUCGAGGAGUGGAAAGCGGGCUACAUCGCCGAAGGUGUGCAGAGCAAGGGUGUCGGCGUGUGCUGGGACUACCUAGAGAUGGAAGGUGGUUGCGAUCCGAUGUUAGGUAUGUGCACCUUCAAACACCCCUACAUGACCGUUACGGCCAUGAACAGCGACGAUAAUUCCAAGGCCGAUACGAAGAUCACGAUGUCCCACGAUGUACCGGAGUGGCGUACGAAGAUCCUCGCGAAUAAACAGUUCAAGAUGAAUCCCAGAGAUCUCGAGGAAGAACAAGCCGAGGAUGAAACAGAGGAGCCUCCUGAGGACGAAGAGUGUAGCUUUGGAAAACACAAAGGCAAGCUGUUCUCCGAGAUCGUGAAAUCCGAACACGAUUACGUCGAUUUCUGCCGGGAAAACGUGUCGGGCAGCAACAAUGCCAUGGGUCGCCUGGUCGCCUUCGCGGACGCCAACCGCGGCUUGGAGAUGUGCACUUUCGGAAAGCACAAGGGCACUUCGUUCGAGCAAAUUUUGAAAACCGCACCGAGCUACAUUGACUGGUGCAAGAAUAAGUGCGAGAACCCAACCAAGGGCAUGCAGCGACUCAUCGCAUACGCAGACGCGGAGGCAGCUGCCAUGCCAGUAGGGAGUUCUGGCAGCGGUGGUGCUGCUCGUGGGCUUGUUUUCUACAGUAAUCUGAAACCCGCCGAGGCAAAAGAAAAACUGAUCGACAUAUUCAACGGGCGGCGGGACUUCUUUGACCCCCAGAUUGCGCGCAUGCUGGACGCAAUAGGCCAGAACACCGCCGGUCCUUUCCAUUUCGGCGGGACUAGUGGAGGCGCGCCGUCGCGUGCUCGACCAUAUUGAUCAUGAUCUCUUACUUGUUGCAGAUGAAAUACCCGCUUGGCAAGGAACGAUAGACAGAAUGAAACAAGUGAACGCUGCAUCAACGUGAACGUGCUGGAAAAGCUAACGCUAUACCUAAAGGAAGCUGACCCUGAGCCUGACGUCAUCAUCUACAUUACACGGCAUUGUCGAUACAACUAGAAAAGCGCCUGUCAUGAAGAUUUCUACACACAAGCACCUCCAUAUCCAUUUCGGGAUGAAGUCAGCGUUAUUAUAUCAAUUAUCGAAGUUCCACAUUGACGUUAACCUAGCACAUAAAUCUCCCGUUUCACACUGAAUGCGUAGGCGUAAACCUAUGGAUGAAUUACUGUCGCUGUCCCCACAAAAAAAUAAAAGCGAUCUAUGUAGACCGGUCCUGUACAAUGAAUCUGAA